ACUUCUCAGCGGUUGACUUCCCAGAUUCCCUUGCUUAUCCACGAGCAUCAUGGGUAAUGAAGUCCUAAAGUUGAACUGACUCAUUACUUCUGUGAAAUACUCAAAUGAAGGUGUCUUCUUAUUUAACUUAUUAAUUUCUCACAUUUACUGUGUUAUAUGAAUGAUCAAUAAACAUAACUUUAGUAAAUAAAGUCACAACACAACAUGUAUGAGCUGCUGAAGACCUAUCUAUCAAUCUAUCUAUAUCAGCAGAUUUCAGCUGUUGUCUCCAGCAGGUGGUGCUCAAACACCAAUUUUUGAACAAUCUGUCGAGAUAAAGAUUCAUUUUAAAAUCCUGUCAUUUUAUUCAGACUCAUCAUGAACUUGUACGUUUUAAGCUAGUUUACACUUUCUCCGAAAACGUCUGAAAACAAGAAGAAAACCGCUUUAAAGUUCGGGACCGUCUUUACUUUCACUUUCGCGGCAGAGAUGGCGCAGCAAAAAAAGAGCUGAUUUUAGAAAUCAUCUGUUGGAGCUUCUUGUGGUGUUUGAAGAGCAGCGAACAGGAUGGCAGCAGCUGCAGCAACAUCUGUGACUGAUGCCCUGCAGCCCCUGAAGCGAAGCAGCAGCUAUAACCUCCUUCCACCCAGCAUGUCUGAGCUGUUGGUUGUUCUUCUGGGGACCAGCUGGUCUGAGAGGAGUUCUGUUGGGAACUUAUUACUGGGAGAGACCAAGUUCAACUCUGAGGAAGAACCAGACUUUGUGACAGUCAGAGGACAGGUAAAGGAGAAAGAGUUAGUCCUCAUCAACACUCCAGAUCUGCUGAAUCCAAACAUCUCUGAAGACAAACUAAGAGGACAUGUAGAACUCUGUGUGAGACUCUCUGAUCCUGGACCUCAUGUGUUCCUGCUGGUUCUACAGCCUGAAGACUUCACUGAGGAACACAAACUGAGGAUCUGCAGAGUCCUGGAACUAUUCAGUGAUGAAUCAUUUGAUCGAUCACUGGUUCUGAUAUCAGCAUCCAGAGAGGAGAGCUCAUUUGAAAACUUCAUGAACAAUCCAUCCUUCAGAGACCUGAUCAGAGAGUGCAGAUACAGAUACUUGUAUCAGAAGAACCUGGAACGUUCAGAGCUGCUGACACGUUUGAGCCAAAUCGUAAAAGAGAACAACAGAGAAGAUCUGAGCAGUGAUGGAUCUGAAGAUGCUGGUUUAACCAUGAAACCAACACCUGAGCAGAUAAAACCUCCUCUGAACCUGGUCCUGUGUGGUAGAAGAGGAGCUGAGAAGACUUCAGCAGCUGAGACCAUUUUAGGUCAGACAGAGCUUCAUUCAGCCUCCAGCUCAUCUGGUAAAACCCAGGGAGAGGUGUGUGGACGUAGGGUUUCCCUGCUGGAGCUGCCUGCCUUGUAUGGAAAACCUCAGGAGGCAGUGAUGGAGGAAUCAUUCAGGUGUAUCUCCCUCUGUGAUCCUGAGGGCGUCCAUGCCUUCAUCCUGGUCCUACCUGUGGGUCUCCUCACUGAUGAAGACAAGGGAGAGUUAGAGACCAUCCAGAACACAUUCAGCUCUAAAGUCAGAGACUUCAUCCUGAUUUUGUUCACUGUGGAGUCAGAUCCUACAGCUCCAGAAGUUGUUGACUUUAUACAGAGCAGAGACAUCCACGAGUUCUGUCAGAGCUGUGGAGGAAGAUCUGUUGUUGUCAACAUGAAGGACAAGCAGCAGAUCCCAGAGCUGCUGGAUCAAGUGGACAAGAUGACAGAUGAAGGAUCCAGAUGUUUCAGUAAGGACAUGUUCACUGAGGCUCAGAUGGAGAAGGUUGUAGAACUUACAGUUCAGCUGCAAAGGAGUGAGGUUGAAAAUCUGAGCAGAGAAACUCUCAGGAUGGUUCUGAUCGGGAAGUCUGGCAGCGGGAAAAGUGCAACUGCAAACACGAUUUUAGGUAAAAACCAUUUUAAACCCAAAAUCGCCCCGAAGCCAUCGACCAAGUCCUGUGAGAAAGCAACAGGAGAACCUGAUGGACGGCCAGUCGCUGUGGUCAACACUCCUGCACUGUUUGAUGCAACGCUGUCUGAUGAUGAAUUUCAGCAGGAGAUUCUAAAAUCCAUCAGCCUCUUGCCUCCUGGACCUCAUGCGUUCUUACUGGUGCUGCAGAUCGGGAGCUUCAUGCAGAAAGAGAAAGACUGUGUGGAGCUGAUCAAGAGAUGUUUUGGGAAGAAGUCACAAGAUUUCAUCUUCAUCAUUUUCACCAGAGGAGAUGAGCUGGAAGAUCAGCUGUUUGAGAACUACCUGAGGAACUGUCAGGGCUUUGCUAAGCUCAUCCAGGACUGUGGAGGCAGAUACCAGGUCUUCAACAACAAAGAUCCAACAAACCGCACACAAGUCAAAAAGCUGCUCAACAACAUCGACGUCAUGGUGGAGAAGAACAGCGGAAGCUGCUUCACCUCUGAGAUGAUCGAUGACACUAAGGAGUUAUUAGAGAUACAGCUGGAGAGAAUCCAGAAAGAGAAGGAGGACGAGAUGAAGAAGAAGGAGGAGAACCUCAGAAGGAAACAUCAGGAAGAUUUAAAAGUACUGCAGAUGAAACACAGAGACCAAACUGAACAGGACAGAAAACUGAGAGAGAAGCAGCUGAAGGAGAAAGACGAAUGCAUCAACAGGGAGCGAGAGUUGAGGAAGAAAGAACGCGAGGAAGACGAGAAGAGACGAUGGAAAGAAGAAAAUCAGAAACAGGAGUGGAGAAGGAAAGUAGAAGCUGCAGAGAAAAAGCUUCAGUCAGAGAGAGAGCAGAGAGAGAACGCUGAGAAGAAGCUGGAGCUGACCAGGAGAGAAAUGAAGAAAGAAAUGAAGAAAGAACGAGACGCCUGGGACAAAGAAAGGAAGGAGACCUGGGAACGAAUGCAUCAGGAGGACCGAGAGGUUCUGGAGGAGGAGAGGACCAGACACAGGAAGCUGCAGGAAGAGUUCUACCGGAAGAGGAAGAUAUGGAUGUAUUCUUUUAUUGGUUUGCUGCUGUUGUUUCUAUUGUAUUAUGUGUUUUUGAAGUGAUGCAGCAAACUGUAAAACACACACAGUAUCUGACAUUGACAUGUUGAGUAUCUGCAGCUGGUGAAGAUCCUGCUUCAUCCCAACAGAAGCAGCUCCAGGAACACAUCAGGAACUGCAACCUCCACAGACCUUAAUCUGAUCAAACGUCCAGCACUAAUAGGUGAAUUUCCCAGAGAAAAGUGAAAGCGAGGUUUAGCAAAACUUUUCCCAGUCACAGUUCAGUCCUGACCAUCUCCUGGUAUGAUCUUGUGCCUCUAGUGGAGUGUUGAAGGUUCUGGCUGGUGCUUUAUGUGUUCCCAGGAGUCUCCGAGUGAAUCAGUCCAUCCUGGAUGUUCAGGUUCUGCAGCUGCUGAGGGACUGAGUCGUAUUCAUUCUGCUGCUUCUGAAUCUCUGCAGACAGAUCAGUAGAAUCUCACUGCUGUCUUUCUUCAGCAGUAUCACCUUCAGUUUGUCCCUGUGGUUGAGGAACUUGAUUAUUAGCGUUCUUGGUGGUCAGUUAGCGUCCCUGUCCGGUCCGACCCGGUCCGUUCUCUCCAGAACCAUUUGGCCAUUGAUCACCAGUAUUUCUGGGAUCCAUUUUUUCCAAGAAGGCAGGUUUACCAUCCUCAGCUUAUUGACUCAGGACCUCAUCUCCAGGUCCCACACCUUAUCCUGCAAAGCUUUGUUGGAUUUCUCCAGUUUUUUUUACUUUAGCUGUCAGUGCAGCCACCUUAUUAUCCACCGUUUAUAUCCAUAGCCCGGUCUGUAACGCUCUUUCAGUCUGAUAUCUAUUUCCUUGUUUCAGUAACGACUGCCAUUAUUUCAUCAAGUUUAGAGAAGAACUCGGACUUCAUGUCCUAAUUGCCUUCAGUAUGGUAUCGGUGUGUUAGCUUGCUGGGCUACACUGCUAACGCUAAAGGUAGUUAGCUUUGCUUGUUUCGUCAUUUUCCCUUUUUCUUUACUCGUAGCCAUCGCAGAACUUAGCAGAGUAGUGCGCUGUCACUUGUUCUGCAGAGUCAGGUGAUGGAUGGAUGGAUGGAUGGAUGGAAGGAACGAUGGAUGGAUGGAUGGAUGGAUGGAUGGAUGGAUGGAUAGAUAGAUAGAUACUUUGUUAAUCCCAUAGGGAAAUUCAAAGUGUUUCCUCUUACCAGGGCGCCGCCAUAACCAGAAGUCGAUUCAGCAAAACUUGUAUCAUUUAUCAGUAAUUAUGAGUCACAUGACGAACCUCUGAGGAUGACUGAGUUGCUGUUUCACUGAUAUUUGUAAUGACUUUAAGCAGGCAGCAUCUCAACUGAGUUGUUAAAGUUUAUUAAGAAGGUGUUUUAUGUCAGACCUAAAUCAUCUUUUAUGUUAGAAUUUGAAAUGAUCUCUUGACCACAGACCAGUGAUUUUACAUUUAACGUUUACAAGACGUUUGGUCUUUUCAGAGAAUCCUAAUUCCAUCUACUAACUCCAGACUGCUGUUUGUCAUCAGUAUCUGUUAUCUGCUUCCUUGUGCAAAGCCUCAUGUACUGUAUGUAUAUAAAUAUAAGGAAUGGGAGUUUUUAUGAAAGGUUUUAGCACUAAACUGGACAUUAAUAUAUAAAGUAUUGUAUUUUUAGUUAAUAUGUUAAAACACAUACAAGCUGAGAUUGAUCACCAGCAUCUCUAACACAAUGUCUCACUGCGUUUUGUUCCUUGAUUGUCAUUUUUAACUGUUUGGUUCGUAAAAAUUCACUACAAGCCUAAAUUUGAGGCGGUUGUGAUUCAUUUCAAAUGGAAAUGUGAUGCAUGUUGAGUCCCACCAGCAUAAAAGAGAAAAGAUGAAUUUACACUGGACUCAGGAGGGAAAAUGUGUUUUUAAAAUGAUCACUUGGUGGCGCUCUCUACAUAACGAACACGAGCUACUCCACCAGUAAAGUUGUGCUCUUUAUUCCAGUAGUACUGCACAGUAGAAAUGCUCUGUAGUACUACUGGGAUAGUAGUAGUUUACAGUAAAAGAUCAAACCUUAAAGUGUUGGUAAGAAAAGUAAGACUUCAUCCUGUUGUAGACCUAAUCUACGAUCGCCAGAUUUAAUCCUGUUUGUUUUUAUUUUAUAUGAAUCUGUAAUUACUGUGAAUCUGCAAAGCAAAAUGGAACAAAAAGCAAAAUAUUUUUCUGAUGUAAAAACUGAGGAGUUCCAGUGAAGUUUAACUACUUCUGUGAUGUUAUACUGGAUUAAAUGUUUGUUCUCUGCA
Amphiprion ocellaris (clown anemonefish) is the source of this 5217-nucleotide messenger RNA. Its product is annotated as GTPase IMAP family member 8-like. The coding region runs from base 547 to 3021 and encodes 824 amino acids. The record is from RefSeq and is a predicted model, not a curated record. Lineage: Eukaryota; Metazoa; Chordata; Actinopteri; Pomacentridae. Gene Ontology annotation, molecular function: GTP binding. The transcript is spliced from 4 exons.